Diaporthe batatas is the source of this 3055-nucleotide messenger RNA. RefSeq lists its product as uncharacterized. Lineage: Eukaryota; Fungi; Ascomycota; Sordariomycetes; Diaporthales; Diaporthaceae. The record is from RefSeq and is a predicted model, not a curated record. The transcript has a single exon. The coding region runs from base 1328 to 2458 and encodes 376 amino acids.
UGAUGGCCUCUUCAUCAGCCGCUGAGACUGGCUCUCUCCUCUGCACGUCCGGCAGUUCACCGAGGGGGCAUCGCAUAAAGCUUGUGGUGGGCUACAUACAACACCACCCUCGUGCGUGGAAAUAUAAGCUUUGCCUAUCGGCCGACCCAGCAGGUUGCACCCUCCUCCCUCACCGACGAAGCUCAAAACACACCCUCCCUUUUUUGAUCCUGCUGAAUUUCCAAGUUGCAGAGACAUUGGAACUACCGGUCCACGGUCGCUCAGGGCCUGUCUCGAGCAAUGAGACCAAGUCCAUGUGAUGCUCAGCCAAGCCGCGCCCCUCGAGAUAGUAGACCGUAGCAUGGAAAAUGUCUGGUACGCUAUGAACGGCUUCCUGGUCCUUGAACCGCCCGCCGCAGCUGAAACGGUAGUUCGUGCUGAGGCUGCUCAGCACAACCCCCAUCCCGGGAGGCAGGGAGGUCUGCUGCCAUCCAAAGACGCCCGGUGUGGCUGGAGGGGGGGCCUGGCUUGCCUGCUUGCCUGGCACCUGGUCAGGAUGUCCAUCAUCUUCCCGCAAUCCCAGCAUCAGAGCGUCAGCCACAUCUCUGUCGAGUCUAGACUCCACCCUAGCCUCAUCUCAAGCGCGAGUGUGGAGCAGAUCUGUGUGCGUCUGUGGGCCCAAAGCAGGUUUCUGGCAUCCCGUCGCUGAAUCAGAUGCCUCCAAUUCAUUGCUGUAUGCGCGGCGGCCCAGGUGAUGUCACCCGCAUGAUGGCUACUGGGCCACUGGCCGAUGUAGACCCUACUUGGUUGCUUGGGUAUUCAGAGAGCUGUGGCUUGAUCAAGAGUCCAGCGGGGUCACCCUCUUGACCAUCCACGGCACUCGCCCUGCUUACGCCUCAACCCUCUCCCAGCCGUGGCCGUAUGCUGCUCCCCUUGUCGUGUUCCUGCGUUCUCCCGACACAGUCAACGGCGCCAGACUCGCUCACUCGCACUACUUUCUUACGCUGGCCUCGCAUGUCCUGCAUCCUGCCAGCCAACCAGCCUGCAACUGCAGCCUUCCUUGUCUUCACACCAGCCCUGGCCGUUCCCCACAUCACCAACCAUCCCGAGUGACGUAGUCUGCGGCUUCUUCCGCCUGCACCUCUCGAGCUCUGCCUGUCGACUGGCUAGGGGUGAAGCUGAGCGCGUCGCCGCCACCUUGUAGCGCCGCCUGACGCGACAAAAGGUCUCGCCUUGAGCUCACCGCCGCAGACAGCUUGUUUAGAGUUCACAGUCAAGCUUCGCCCUCGCCCCGAGAGGCAUAUUCCGCCUGCACUCUACAUCAAGGAGUGAGACGGGCCAUCAGUCCAUGUCGAUUGAACAAGUGUCACACCAGGGGACCUUGAGAGGCUCCUACGACAUCCCCAUGGAGCAGAGUGCCAGCGCUGGCGGCCCCGGCCCUGGCCCCGGCGCCAACAAGCCUGCUGCGCCUGAAUCGGCCAGUCGCGGAAAAAAUGAUGUCGAUGACUCUUAUCGCCAGUCUACGCAUCGCCAAGGCAGCUCUCCACAGGGUGUCUACCAUGCUGAUGAUCCUGAGGCGGAAGAGCUCUCAGACGACAGUCCGGAGCCGGAACAGGACCAGAAUCCAGGUGGCUUGCGAAAGAAGACGCCCAAAGAUAGCCCGGCGUAUGUUGCCCCUAUUGGAGGCAUUCCCAAGAUCGACCCAAUCGAACACAUAGAGCCCAGUUUCCAUCCAACGCCUCCACCAGAAGGCGAAUCUCCAGGUCAUCCAAAAAAGCUCCCCAUAUACCAAAUACCCAAGGACCAUCUUGUGGGUAAAACCAUCGAUGAGUUCGGGGAUAUUCUGGACGACCAAGGGGCCGUGCUCGGCCGGGUCGAGGGUGAUUUACCGUCGAUGGUUGGGCGCACGAUAUCAAACGCUCGGGGUGAUGUGCUCGGUGACGAUGGCGAACUACUCGGCUACGUUGCCGAGGUGGAAACCGGCGAGGGCCAGCAGCAGGAGUCAAAACAACAACCUCCGACAUGGGACUUGGCGGAGGUCAUGAAAGCGAUGGCUGCUGCUGGUCAGGGCCCGGGCGGGUUGAGAGUCGAUCCGUUCGGUAACAUCCUGGAUGCAGAGGGGAACGUUGUUGGCUCAUUCCACGACAACAAAACCGGGUUUGGGAAGAAAGCCCACGAUGGUAACAGUGGGAAAUCUGGCAAGGCCGGGAAGGCCGGCAAGGGGCGUUCAAAACAAUCUGGUUCAGAACAAAAGGACAAUCCACCCGAGUCCGGCGGUCAGGCCGAGUCGUCGUCUGAGUACCGGCCCCGCGAGAAUGCCCAGAGUCACAGGAAAGAGCCCGAAGAGAGGAAGCCGAGCCCUUCGGACAUUUUCCUCGACGUCAAAUCAACAACUGAAGGCAUUCAGCUCACCAUACGCAUUCCAACGGUUUUCAACAGCAGUGGGCAGCCGACAAAACCCAAGAUCGUGUUCGAGUGAUUGUGGCAUGCUGGAGAUUUUCACGUUCAAUAUGUUUUCACCAUAGAUGGGAGCCGGCGUCAGGAGUUCCAAAAAGUGAAGACGGGAUACCAAACGGGGUUUGUCUUAGCUAAACUGGUGAUCUGACAAUAGGUCCGAGAGGUGGCCGAGUGGUGAUAUGGGUCCGUGUGGUGGUCUUGCAGGUGGUAUUCCGUAGAUUCCGAGAUGAGAUCAGGACCACCCUUCGUCAAUCCGCGAUGAAACGAACAGCUGGCCCAAGCGGAGCUUCUGUAGAAAUACGAUUUGUCUAAUUUCCACAUUAGUCGGGGGGCACCGGACGCGGCGGGGCAGGGAAUCAACAGCGAGUCCAGAAGCAAAAGUGAGAACAAGCAGCCGGAGGAGAGCCGAUUCAUCCGCUGUCUGUUUCCUGAUACGGAACUCAGCUUCAAGAAGCAACCCGUAUGGGCUCACACCAGCCGGCCGAAUGACGUACAACGCAAGUAGCUACCCUUGUCUGACCUCUGUCUGCGCGAAAGCCUCAGGAAAACGCUGUCGUGUCGAUCAGGGCCUGUCGAACGAUCCUUGUGGGCGAAGUGCAUAUCUGGCGGCCACUUGGGG